AUGAAGAAGAAGUUCUACACGUGGGAGGAGUGCAUGCAGCUCCGCGAGGUCAAGUCGCUCAAGAAGCUCAACCACCCGAACAUCAUCAAGCUCAAGGAGGUCAUCCGCGAGAACGACGAGCUCUACUUCGUCUUCGAGUACAUGGAGAUGAACCUCUACGAGGUCAUGAAGAAGCGCGAGCGCCACUUCCCCGAAUCGAAGAUCCGCAACAUCAUGUACCAGAUCUUCCAGGGCCUGGCCUUCAUGCACAAGCACGGCUUCUUCCACCGCGACAUCAAGCCCGAGAACAUGCUCGUCAAGGGCGAGACCUGCAAGGUCGCCGACUUCGGGCUCGCGCGCGAGAUCCGGAGUCGGCCGCCGUACACGGACUACGUGAGCACGCGGUGGUACCGCGGGCCCGAGGUGCUGCUGCGCUCCGUCAACUACAACUCGCCCAUCGACCAGUGGGCCUGCGGCUGCAUCAUGGCCGAGCUCUUCACGCUGCGGCCCCUCUUCCCCGGGUCGUCCGAGGCCGACAUGAUCUACAAGAUCUGCUCCGUGCUGGGCAGCCCGACGAUGCGGACGUGGCAGGAGGGCAUGAAGCUCGCGGCGCAGAUGAACUUCCGCUUCCCCCAGUUCGUGCCGACGAACCUGAGCGUCAUCAUCCCCAACGCGUCGGGCGAGGGCAUCACGCUCAUGGAGGACCUCAUGAAGUUCGACCCCCAGGAGCGGCCCACCGCGAGCCAGACGCUCCAGUACCCCUUCUUCCAGGUCAACGCGUCCCUGCCGCCGCCCCAGCCCAUGCAGCAGCAGCAGCAGCAGGCGUCCCACGCGCCGAGCCAGCAGCCCAUGAAGCCGUCCGCGGCGCCGACGGGCGCGUCCGCGGGCACGGGCGACAUCCUCGACGACGCGGCGCUCGCGCUCGGCGUCGCGCCGUCCAGCAUGGCGCCGGCGAAGCUGCCCAUGCAGGGCUCCAACGCCCAGAACGGCGCGUCGAACCCGGGCAGCGGCGGCGCGGGCGGCGCGUACUCGUCCGCGCUCGGCAACGCGGCCAAGGCGCAGUUCGGCGGCGCGUCGUCGCAGCAGGGCUCGGGCUCGGGGGGCUACGGCGCCAAGGACGCCGGCGGCGCCUACGGCUCCGGCGGCGGCGCGGGCAGCGCCGCGACCGCGGGCGGCCAGCUCGCGACGUCGCGCUACGCGCGGAACGCGCGCUACGGCCCCGGCAUCUCGAGCCACGGCUCGUCGAGCCACAGCCGGAACAGCGCCCACGGCUCGCGCCACGGCUCCCUGCGCAGCGGCCACCACCAGCGGUCCAACCACGGCAACCGGAGCGGCCACGGCGCCAUGCAGCGCACGAGCCAGCUCGGCGGCGGCGGCCACGCGGCGCUCGGCUACCAGGCGCCCAGCGGCACGCAGGACGCCUACUCGUCGGCGGCCCAGCAGGCGCCGGGGCCCAGCGGCCUCCAGAUCGGCCUCCGCCGCUUCUCGGGCCUCAGCCACGGCCAGCGCCUCAUGAACCAGGGCACGUCGAACGCGUCGUCGAACCUCGGCGGCGGCGGCGGCGGCGGGUCCCAGUUCGGCGGCGGCGGCGGCGGCGGCGGCGGCGGCACGGGCUUCGGCCGGCACCGGUUCUCGCCCGUCGCCGCGAGCACGACGGCCCCGAGCUCGCUCGGCGACCGGCAGAUGGGGCACGGCGCGCAGUGCGUGUCCGCGUUCAUGCGCAGGAACGUCGACGCGCAGCCCGCGCAGAACUGGUGCUCGCAGGGCUUGAGCUGCACGGCGUCGACGAGCGGCUCGAGGCAGAUCGGGCACGCCGCGCAGCCCAAAAAGGCCGCGCCGCCGGCGAAGGACGGCACGACGAAGCGCAAGGGCUUCGGCUACAUCGGCAAGCGCAAGGAGGCCAAGUACGAGGACGUGGGCGACGCGAAGCAGCGCGUCGCGGCGAAGAACGCGCAGAGCAGCCACGUCGGCGGCGCCGUCGUCCUCGACGCCGCCUGGUGCCCGGAGGGCUGGACCGUGGAGACGUUCACGCGGGGCCCGCAGGACAAGAGCGCGGGGACGACGUACAACGUCUGGCACGCGCCCGACGGCGCCAAGUACCGGUCGAAGAAGUCCGUCGAGCGCCGCGUCGCCGCGGACGCCGCGCGCGAGCGACUCAUCGCGUCCGGCGGCGGCGACCCCGCGGCCCUCGAGGCCCUCGCGGCCCUCGACAGCGGCGACGCGGCGACGCGGGCCAUGGAGGCGAAGACGCGCUACGUGCCCGUUUCCACAGACCCCGCGGUGCUCGCGCUCGCGGGCGCGUUCUUCCGCGACGGCGUCUGCUGCCUCGACGCGCCCUACCUCGACGCCGCGGCCGUCGACCGCCUCAGGGCCGCGACGUUCGCGUUCUACGAAGCGGUCAUGCGCACCGUGACCGCGCGGUCGCUGCACCACGACCUCGCCGUCGGCUUCGACGUCUUCCGCGAGCGCGGCCGGGGCCGCUUCGACAUGAAUCCGCCCUUCGUGCACCAGCGCGACGAGAAACAGUUCGACGCGGACGUCGGCGCCGCGGCCGUCGCGGCCGACGCCAACUGGCGGCCGGUCGUCACCGAGGUCCUCGGCGGCGGCGCGACGGAGCUCAUCGCCGCGGGCGUCUUCAUGAGCCUGCCCGGCGCCGAGUCCCAGGACUACCACACGGACGGCGUCCACCUCGACAAGCGGAAGCACGCGCUGCCGCACGCCGUCAACGUCUUCGUGCCGCUGGUGGAUUUGACGCUCGGCGCGCGGUCCAACGGGCCCACCGAGUUCACGCUCGGGUCCCACGUCCUCGGCGACGACGCCUGGGACGCGGCCAAGUCCUGGCUCCCCGCGCCCAAGGCGGGCACGGCCAUCGUCUUCGACUACCGCGUCGGCCACCGCGGCAUGGGCAACAAGUCCGACGAGCCCCGGCCGACGCUCUACCUCACCUACACGAACAAGCCCGGCUGGUCCGACAAGGACAACUUCCACAGGGGCCGCUACCGCAAGCUCGGCGACCUCGCGACGCGCGACGUCGCGGCCGAGGCCGCGGCUAUCGAAGCCUGGUGGGCCGAGGACCGCUGGAAGGGCAUCGUUCGCCCCUACACGGCCAAGGACGUCGUGUCCCUGCGCGGCUCCAUGGACGGCCACUCGCUCCCCGACGCCAUGGCGAAGAAGCUCAUGGCGACGCUCGAGGAGUGCAAGGCCGUCGGCGGCCACAGCCGCACCUACGGCGCGCUCGACCCCGUCCAGGCCGUCGGCAUGGCGCCGAAUCUGACGAGCAUCUACGACUACCCCUACGACACGGUGCCGAAGAAGGUCGACCAGCUCUUUCGGGCCCUCAAUCACCACGACCGGCGCACCUGGGAGGCCGCCGUCCGCGCGGGCGCCGAGGACGAGCCCCGGCCGGACUACAUGACGCCCAUCGUCGCCGACGGCGACACGGGCCACGGCGGCAUGACGGCCGUCAUGAAGCUCACGCGCCUCAUGGUCGAGGCGGGCGCCGCCGGCGUCCACUUCGAGGACCAGGCGCCGGGCACGAAGAAGUGCGGCCACAUGGGGGGGAAGGUGCUGGUGCCCAUGCGCGAGCACGCGGACCGCCUCGUCGCCGCGCGGCUCCAGUGCGACAUCCUGGGCACGUCGACGCUCGUCGUCGCGCGCACGGACAGCGAGGCCGCGACGUUCCUGUCGUCGGACAUCGACGCGCGCGACCACGCCUUUAUUUUGGGCGCGACGGUCGAAGACCCGCUCGCGGGGACGCCGUUCUCGGGCCUCGCGACGCUCAACGAGACCGUGGCCGCCGCGCGCGCGCUCGGCGGCGCGGACCCGGACGCCGUCGGCGCGCAGUGGCUCGACAAAGCGGGGCUGAAGACCUUCCCCGAGCUCGUCCGCGCGCGGCUCGCGGGCGACGCCCUGGCUCGCUUCGACGCGCUCGUCGCCAAGGGGCCGUCGCUCGACGCGAUGCGGCGCGCGGCCGAGGAGCUCCUCGGCGCGCCCGCGCCCUUCUUCGACUGGCACGCGCCCCGCGCGCGCGAGGGCUACUACCGCAUCCAGGCCGGCACGGACUACGCCAUCGCGCGCGCCAAGGCCUUUGCGCCGCACGCGGACCUGCUCUGGAUGGAGACGGCGAAGCCGCUCCUGGGCCAGGCCGCGGAUUUCGCCAAGGGGGUAAAGGCCGAAUUCCCGGACCAGAUGCUCGCCUACAACCUGAGCCCCUCCUUCAACUGGGACGCGGAAGGCGUCUUCGACGGCGACGCGGCCAUCGAGAGUUACACGGGCGACCUCGCGCGGCUCGGCUUCGUCUGGCAGUUCAUCACGCUCGCGGGCUUCCACAGCAACGGCCUGGCGACGCACAACUUCGUCCAGGAGUACAAGGACCGCGGCAUGCUCGGCUACGUCGAGACGAUCCAGCGCGAGGAGCGCGCGCGCGGCGUCGCCGUGCUCAAGCACCAGCAGUGGUCCGGCGCUGUGUGGAAAUCAACCACUGGUUUGGGGGGUCCCCACCAAACUUCAGAACUCUCUAUCUCGGUCAAUUCGAAGUCGAUUCAGCUGAUUUUUGGACGAAUCGAUUGCUCUCGUCGAGUUCUCGAAGCAUAG
Messenger RNA from Aureococcus anophagefferens, 4572 nucleotides. RefSeq lists its product as hypothetical. Gene Ontology annotation, molecular function: ATP binding; isocitrate lyase activity; protein kinase activity. The transcript is spliced from 6 exons. The record is from RefSeq and is a predicted model, not a curated record. The coding region runs from base 1 to 4572 and encodes 1523 amino acids. NCBI's taxonomy places the organism in Eukaryota, Pelagophyceae, Pelagomonadales, Pelagomonadaceae. Gene Ontology annotation, biological process: carboxylic acid metabolic process; protein phosphorylation.